Mastomys coucha (southern multimammate mouse) is the source of this 1425-nucleotide messenger RNA. RefSeq names its product translation initiation factor IF-2-like. Bases 1 to 1176 code for a protein of 391 amino acids. The transcript has 4 exons. Lineage: Eukaryota; Metazoa; Chordata; Mammalia; Rodentia; Muridae. The record is from RefSeq and is a predicted model, not a curated record.
AUGGGGCUGUUAGAAGGGGACCCUGACUGCAUCCAGCUUCCAGAGACAGAAGACAAAAAGCAAAGUGUGCCCACCCGGAAGAAGCUGUCUCCCUAUGGUUCCAGCUGCACCGCCCUGCCCUACCACCACCUAGGUCAGCACUCGGGCAGUGCCCAGGGCCUUGGUACAAGGAAGCAAGGGAUACCAUUUCCCUGUUAUCCUUGGGUGCCCGGGCUCUUCAGGUACCUCACUAUCAGCAAUGGAGAAGCUCAGGGAAACUGGCCUGGCAAUGACUUUAGCCCUCUGCCCCAAACCAACCCUCACCUCGCACCGGUCGGGGGUCCUCACGCCAGGCCGGAGCUGGACGCCAUAACCAGGUCAGGGUCGUUGGGUGGACUGGGAUCCUCCAGCAGGACGGUGGAGAGACGGAGAAGGCGAGCAGGCGGUGGUCUUUUUGAUCCUGGAUACCUUGAUCUUAAUACCAGCCCGGCCCGCGAGCAGGUAUCCGGGAGGCGCUGGUUGCCUGGGUUCCUGCCUCCCAACCACGGAGCAUGGUCCCGGGCGCCGGCAGCAGCAGGAGAGCUAGCGCACCGCCGUGCCGGGGCUCCCAGCUGGGGUCUCGGCCCAAACCUCCCGGCUCCGGCUGCUGCCGCUCCUGCUCCUCCUCCUCCCUUCCUUCCUUCCUUCCUUCCUUCGCCUCCUCCUUUCACUUUCCCCGAGGCCCGCGGGGACGGCGGGCGCGGGGCGGGGAGGGGGCUGUCUAGGCGCUUAUUGUUGGUCGGCUGCCGAGGGUCCAGAUCGCAGCCCCCGGGCGGCGCGGCGCCAGGGGACCCAGGCGUGCGGGCGUCCGGCCGGCUGGCUCCGGGCGGCGGCGGUGCUGCAGCGGCCCCGGAUCCGGGGCAUGUCCGGCCACUGGCUCCGCCGCGCGCCGCCGCCUCCCCGGGAUCCCCUGCGCUGCCGGAGCCUCGCUCGCCCCUCCACUCGGCUCCUCUCCCCAGCCUGAAUAAGCAUCGGGGCUCUCUGGCUGCCUCCUUCUGCCUUCAUACCAGAGCCGGGAGAGGCCCCUGUCAAAAUAAGAGCUCCCCCAUCUCUCCCGACUCCUCGCCCAACCCGGCUCCCCCGGCCUCCCAGUGGUCUGACUCGAUUCCUGAGGACUCAGAUCAUAACUUCCAGUCUCUGUGUUCCUUGCACGAGUGACUCAGGUGUUGGCCAGGUUCACAGCAGGGCUUCAGUGAAUGUUGACUGCAUGAGUGGAGCUGAGCACUAAGCAAGUCUGGGAGGUCCAGAGCUGGGCAGGGGCAUAAGCCCUGAAUGAAGAAGACCUCAUCGUGACAGGAAAUGAAGACCGGAAGAUCAGGACUUCAAGAUCUUCAGCUACAUAUGGAACCUGAGCUCAAACUUGGCAAACAUGAGUAUCUAAAAUAAAAUAGUUAAAAAGCCCUGAAA